GCAAGGAGACGAAGUAUCCGUUCAUUAUGAUCCCAUGAUUGCGAAACUGGUAGUCUGGGGCAAAGAUAGAUCAGAAGCACUUUCGAAAUUGGAAACUAGACUUCUGGAAUACAAUAUUGCUGGACUAGAAACGAACGUCAAUUUUCUGCUGGACUUAACGAGACAUCCGGAAUUUGCAGCUGGAAAUGUCCACACUAACUUCAUCAAGGAUCAUCACGACUCACUCUUUGGGGAAGAGUACCCAAGAAAAAGCCAGUUAGUUCAGGCUAGUUUAGCAAUUGUUUUGAAAGAUUUGUUAGAAGAAACCCAAGAUUCCAUCGAUCGAAAAGAUCAAGCAAAUCCUUUUUGCGUGGAAGCCAAUUUCAGAGUCAAUCACAACCAUUCAAGAAAUAUUAAACUGAAGUUCGGUGAAAAAGAAUUCUCAACCAAAGUGGAGUUCGUCAACGGUGAACAGUACAGAAUAUCAUGUGAUGGGGGAGACACAUGGCAAUCAGUGAAAGGCAGUAUAACCAACCAAAAUAACAGAUCAAUUCUGAAUUGUUCUAUAGAAGGAAACAAAAUUAGAUGCAACGUUUUUCAGAACGAAGAAACAUUGGUUAUUUUCGAUCAGCACGGCAAAUCACAGUUUAUGUUACCCCAACCGAAAUUCAUAACCGAUCAAGAAGACACUUCGUCAGGAUCGUUGAACAGAGCAGUGGCUCCCAUGCCCGGAGUGCUAGAUAGGAUCCUUGUCAAAGUUGGCGACGCAGUGAAAAAAGGCGACUCUCUAUUUGUUUUAAUUGCCAUGAAAAUGGAACAUGUUGUAAAGGCAUCAAGAGAUGCCGAAAUUACGAAUGUUAAUUUUAGAGUUGGCGACAAUGUUUCCAAAGAUGCUGUUAUUGUUCAGUACGAUGAACUAGAGACAUCAUCGUGAAAAGUUCAUACUCUUUAUUUUGUUUUUUCAAAUAAAUAAAUAUGGUGCUGAUGUUA
Molecule: messenger RNA, 969 nt
Organism: Leptinotarsa decemlineata (Colorado potato beetle)
Lineage: Eukaryota; Metazoa; Arthropoda; Insecta; Coleoptera; Chrysomelidae
Gene: Mccc1
Product: Methylcrotonoyl-CoA carboxylase 1
Cellular component (GO): mitochondrion
Molecular function (GO): ATP binding; methylcrotonoyl-CoA carboxylase activity; metal ion binding
Source: RefSeq, a predicted model, not a curated record